UAUAGCUUUACUGUAAAGUUUCUCUGUAACGACAACGCAAAGAUUCUAGAGCGGAGCGCUCUAUGAUCUUUGCUACAAAGUUUCCAAAUGUUCUCUCAAUCUAUUUUAUUUUGCGCUGUUUAGGCUACAGUGAAAAGAUGGAUGCUGAGUUCACGAAAGACCUGUGCACUCCAGUUUUCAUAGUUGACCUGGACACGGUAAAGAGGAACGCCAGUGUGAUGCUGGGACGAUUUGAGAAGCUCGGAGUGCAGCUGCGCCCUCACAUGAAAACGCAUAAAACAGCAGAAUGUGCAGACAUCAUGACAGGCGGAGCGCGACGCUGCAUCGUGGUGUCCACUCUGGCCGAGGCGUCUUUUUACGCCGACCACGGCUACGACGACAUCCUGUACGCCUACCCCCUACCUUUCGACAAGGUGGAACGCUGCGCUCAGCUGGCCGAGCGGCUGUCCCUCUUCCACGUCCUGGUGGACAACAGCGCCGCCCUGGAGGAGCUUAAGAAACGGCCACUGCGAAAGGGCAAAGCAUGGCAUGUGUGGAUGAAGCUGGACUGUGACAAUGGCCGAGCUGGCAUCCCGUACUCCGAGCCUAAAGCUUUACAGCUGGCUAAGGACAUCGCCGAGACAACGGGAGUGGAGCUGACUGGGGUCUAUGCCCACUGUGGGAACACCUACGGUUGCCAAGGGGAGGAGCCGAUUAAGGCGGUCGCUCAGGAAACCACCACAAUCACGCUGCAGUUCAUGGAUAAGCUUAAGGCAGCCGGGAUCCAUGGGGUAAAGUCCAGCAUUGGCUCCACCCCCUCCUGCAGCUGCCCCGUCCCGGACAUGGCAAUGCUGAGUGAGGUGCAUCCUGGGAAUUAUGUCUUUUACGACGUACAGCAGUCUCUGAUUGGCUCUUGCAGCCUGAAGGAUGUGGCGGUGCGAGUGCUGACCAGGGUCAUAGGUCACUACCCUCACAGGAACCAGCUCCUGGUCGACUGCGGCUGGACAGCCCUUAGCCACGACGGAGGUGGCAAACUCUCCACAGGUUAUGCGGUCAUCGAGGGCCAUCCAGAGCUGAAACUGCUGUCUAUGACUCAGGAGCAUGGGCGAAUAGAAGCCAUAUCUGGGAAGUUAGAUUUCACUAAAUAUCCCAUCGGCUCUAUGCUUUCUCUGAUGCCUUACCAUGCCUGUGCCACUGCUAUGAUGCAUCCCAAGUAUUACGUUCAUUCCAACGGAAAGAUAGUGGGGACAUGGACUCCUACACGAGGGUGGUGAUGUUGAUGCUGUCACAUGAAAGACUCUGGGAUUAUCAUAGUAAAAAUUAUUUCUGUGAAGCAGCCAGCUAGGGAUUAUGUCUUCACAAAUGAACUGGUAUUAUGACUUGAAAGCGCCGAUCGUGGUUUUGGCUUGGCCUUUCUGAAAUGUGCCAUGAGAACACAUAUUAAGACAUAAAAGUCUUAUAAACAUAUACUACACAAUCACUACACUAUAUUAACACUACGCACAAAAACAUGAUCACAAAUUUUCAAAAUGUGUUAUGAUUUAAUGUUGAUUUUGUAGAAAUGUUAUGGGCCACCCAUUUCUGCCAACUGCAGAAAUUGUCACCAGAUGGCAGCAUAAGCCCUGUUGGUAAACUGGUGCUAAGAGAUGCUUGGAUGAGAACAGACACUAUGAAGUAUAAAUGUAGCCUACUAUUUGGUGAAUUCACCUCGGUUAUCAGAUAUAAGAAGAAAUAAGCAACAGUCAUGUAAGCAAAUUAAGUGAAAAAAGUGUUGUUGAUUUUGUUUAUCAUUGCAUUAAAGGGAAUAUUCAUAACACUGAAAACAUAUUU
Sardina pilchardus (European sardine) is the source of this 1809-nucleotide messenger RNA. RefSeq lists its product as uncharacterized. Lineage: Eukaryota; Metazoa; Chordata; Actinopteri; Clupeiformes; Clupeidae. Bases 63 to 1253 code for a protein of 396 amino acids. Gene Ontology annotation, molecular function: D-serine ammonia-lyase activity. The record is from RefSeq and is a predicted model, not a curated record. The transcript has 7 exons. Gene Ontology annotation, biological process: D-serine catabolic process.